Molecule: messenger RNA, 2178 nt
Organism: Cordyceps fumosorosea ARSEF 2679
Lineage: Eukaryota; Fungi; Ascomycota; Sordariomycetes; Hypocreales; Cordycipitaceae
Product: Nulp1-pending protein
Exons: 1
Coding region: 1-2178 (725 amino acids)
Biological process (GO): ribosome-associated ubiquitin-dependent protein catabolic process; rescue of stalled cytosolic ribosome
Cellular component (GO): RQC complex
Source: RefSeq, a predicted model, not a curated record
AUGUCGAGCCGCCAGCUGCGUAGACUGCAAAAGCAGCGCGAGCUGGAGGAGGCAUCGACGAGGAAGCCGAUUGUCGAAUCGGAUCAAGGCGAGAAAGGUAGCGAGGACGAAGAGCCCGCGCCGCCCGCCACCCGUCCAAAAACGAACCUAUUCGCCGCUCUCGGUGGCGAUGACGACAACGACGACGACGACGACGCGGACGAAGAAGACGAGGGCGGCGCUGUAAUUGAGCCUGCGGCAGCUAGCGAGCCGAAACCGUCAGCAAGCGCAAAGAAGAGCAAAAAGAAGAAGAAGGCUAAGAAGAAGGCAGCGGCCGCGGACGCUGCCGCUGCGGGCAGCGAGGAGGAGGACGAGAUCGACAAGGCCAUCAAGGCUCUCAAGACAGCCAGCGUCGGAAAGGGCGACGCCGCAGCCGCGCGAGACGAAGACCGGGAGCGCCGGGCGAUGGCCUCCAACGGCAUCCUCCAGAUCAACACCUACCACCUGCGGGCGGUCAACGAGAUGCGCAACCUCUUCGGCCGCGAGGUCAUCGAGUCGGCGGAGGCCGAGGAAGAGCAGCAGCAGCAGCAGCGCCUGCGCGGCGGCCGCGGCACCCAGGGCCUGCAGCUGGACCUGGAGACGUUCCUGCGCCUGCAGCCGCCCAACGCCAAGAAGCUGCCCGAGGUGUCGCUGCGGCGCAACGUCUUCGUGCAAGGCCGCGACCACUGGCCGGCCGAGUCCGCCGGCGGCCUGACCAUGAAGCAGAUCGGCGCGGCCGACGGGACCACCACCGAGUACGCGUACCUGCACGAGGGCGGCUACGACGGCCUGCAGACGCUCUUCUUCGCGUGCGUGCAGCUCGGCGACCCGAUGCGCAUGGUGCACCUCCUCAAGCGCGCCCCGUACCACGUCUCGACGCUGCUGCAGGUCAGCGCCGUCGCCCGGCAGGACCAGAACAACGCACUGUCGGCGGAGCUCUGCGAGCGCGCCCUCUUCGCCUUCGGCCGCGUCACCACGUCGGCGUUUCGGCGGGACCUCGAGCGCGGCCGCGCCCGGCUCGACUUUCGCCGGCCGGAGAACCGCCAGCUCUGGCUCGCGGGAUACCACUACCUGCGCAGCCUGCUGCGCAAGGGCACGUACCGCACCGCGCUCGAGUGGGCGCGCCUGCUCUACGCGCUGGACCCUCGCGGCGACCCGUACGCGAUGCGGCACUACCUGCACUUUUUGGCCGUGCGCGCCCACGAGUCCGCGUGGCUGCUCGAGUUUCUACAGGAUGUGGAGGAGGAGGAGGAGGGAGACGGCGGCGUCGCGCAUGAGGACUUUGUCUACGUGAGGCAGAGCGCGGUGCUGGCGAGGCUACAGAUGGGCGAGACGGAGACGGCGCGGAAGGAGCUCGCAGAGGGCAUGCGGCGCGUGCCCUGGCUGUACUGCGCGCUGUUCCAGGAGCUCGGCCUGGACGCGCCGCCGUCCAUCUGGGGCAUCCACGCCGCGUCCGACGCGCGCCAGUUCUGGGUGAAGCUGUACCUGCACUUCGCCAAGGACCUCUGGAACAACACGCAGGCGACGGCGCUCCUCGUGCAGGUGGCCAAGGGCCUGGAAGAAAAGGUCCGCGUCGCCGACCUGCCCGUCGACGACGCGCCGCCGGGCCUCGACGCCACGCGGCUGGUCUACCUCGAGGGCCAGACGGGGCUGAUCGCCUUGGCGCCGCGCGCGCUGCUCGACCGCCAGCCCAACUACGACUUUGACCCCAUGCCGCCGGCGGAGGAGGACAAUGUGUUUACGUAUUUGGGCACCGAGCUGCCGUGGGCGGAGCGGCGCCAGCGUUCCGCAGGCAACGACGACAACAACACGGUGGACGUCCAGGAGGUGCUGGAGCGCAUGCGCAACAAUCUCAUCGCCCAAGGUGGCGGCGGUGGCGGUGCUGGUCGACCGGUCCAAGGGUUUGGCGUCGCCGGACAGAUUGAGGACGAAUCAGACUACGACGAGGAGACAGACGAGGAACUGCGGCGGGAUCUGGAGGAGCACGCGCGCAGGAGCAGGGAGCCGGGCUACCUGAACCAGCUGAUGCAACUGAUUGGCAUCGGUGGCGGCCGCGGCGGCGAUCCCGCGGCCGCGACGCAGGGCGAGGGUGGUGUGGAAGAGGAGGACGACGAGGUGCCAGGGGCAUGGCCAGGGGGGCAAGAGGCAGGGCGAGGAUAG